Messenger RNA from Amphimedon queenslandica, 2371 nucleotides. RefSeq names its product protein HIRA-like. The record is from RefSeq and is a predicted model, not a curated record. The transcript has 4 exons. Gene Ontology annotation, biological process: chromatin remodeling; DNA-templated transcription; regulation of DNA-templated transcription. Gene Ontology annotation, cellular component: nucleus; chromatin; HIR complex. Lineage: Eukaryota; Metazoa; Porifera; Demospongiae; Haplosclerida; Niphatidae. Gene Ontology annotation, molecular function: protein binding; nucleosome binding. The coding region runs from base 91 to 2319 and encodes 742 amino acids.
UGUGGUUUUUAAUAAUCAAUAUAGCUCCUCCUAGCAGGGGCAGGUGCCCAGUUUUAAGUGUACUUAGUGUAGGGAGGGUAGAUUCUAGAAAUGAAGAUAUUCAAACCUAAUUGGGUUAAACAUGAUAAAGGACAGCCGAUAUUCUCCAUUGAUAUACAUCCUGAUGGCACGAGGUUUGCUACUGGAGGCCAGGCUGAUGACGGCAGUGGUAAGAUCAUUAUUUGGAACAUGGCCCCAGUGAGGGAAGAGCCCAUCAGUGAUGUACCUAAACUGUUGGUGGAACUAACGAAUCACUCCGGUUGUGUUAACGUCACACGAUGGUCACGUGAUGGACACUACCUCGCCAGUGGUAGUGAUGAUAGUAUUAUUAUAAUAUGGAGCCUUCGCUAUAAAACUGAUGGGAAACUGGGAUUAGAAAACCCUGUGUACGAGCAGUGGGGGUGUGGCCACGUACUGAGAGGUCAUAAUGGUGACGUGCUGGAUCUGUCCUGGUCACAUGACAGGAAGUACCUGGCGUCAGCUAGUAUCGACAACACUAUUAUCAUAUGGAACACACUAAAGUUUCCAGAGAAAGUAGCCAUCAUUGAAUCGCACACUGGACUUGUUAAAGGUGUUUCUUGGGAUCCUGUUGGUAAAUAUCUUGCUUCACAAUCUGAUGACAAGUCCCUUCGCGUUUGGAGGACCUCUGACUGGAAAGAGGAAGUCAAAAUAUCAGAACCAUUUCAUAAUUGUGGAGGAACAACCCACGUACUCCGAUUGAGCUGGUCACCCGACGGUCGGUUCAUAGUCUCUGCCCACUCUCUUAACAAUGAUGGACCGAGUUCUCGUAUUAUCGACCGAACCACUUGGAACACCGAAAUGGACUUUGUAGGUCACCGGAAGGCAAUAGAAGUGGUUCAGUUUAAUCCUCACCUUUUCGAGAGAGAAAAGGGAGGGGAUAGUCACGGCUGCCUGGCUAUCGGGAGCAGGGAUAGAUCCUUAUCAGUUUGGCUGACCAGUUAUAAACGACCAUUAGUUGUUACUCCUGACGGAAGGAGGCGUAUCACUCCAGUACUCCUCAACACUGUACCUCAGUCUGGACUCUCCGAUAGUCCUUUCUCUAAUUCUAUGAUAAUGGCCACACCUCCAAAAACCACACCUACUAAGAGGCCACACCCAGAUGAAGAGUGUACAGCUAGUCCUACUCCAAUCAGUUUUGCUCCUUUAUCUCCAGUGAACGAGCCUCCAGCUGUUACUAAACAGUCUCUACCUAAGCAGGAGGCAGUUGAGGUCACUGGGUCUGGUAAAGGGAAACGUGUCAAGAAAGUUAAAAUAACUAAUGAGGAAUCGUUAGCCAAGCACUCUAAGCCAUGUCUACAAAAGCCACAUCCACCAAUUAAUAAUUAUUUAGAGUGUCCAUCUCUCCUUCCCUCUCUAUCCCUUCAAGUGGGUGGAGUUUCUCUGGAAGCGACCAAUGGCAGUGGAGGGACUACAUUAUCUUGUAAAGGAGGGGACCUGGCCUGGUCCCUUCUCCUUCAUUCUCCUGUCCUCUUGCUCGGAGCUAGUCGGGCAGUGACAGCUGUUUGUGGUAAUGAUAGGACAAUGGCACUGGUUUCCACGGCAACAGGACGUGUAUUGGUCUCUCGUAUUUUAUUAAUAAAUGAUCCAUUUCAAUUGAAAGUUAGUUUGCACUAUGUUGCCAUAGCAACUGUUAAUGCAACCCUAUCAGUCUUUGAUGUGACUGGCACUCGGUCAAUGGUCUCUGGUGCCUCAUUCCAUCACCUACUGACGGCCGCUGGAGGAACAACUGGUGGGAUCAACAUUGAAAUAACGGAGACUGGCGUACCGGUUGUUAUGACAACCAACCGAUCAUAUGGAUACCAUUACCUUAUGGAGUGUUGGGUUGAACUGACUCACCAAAAGGAAGCUGCUCAAAUGAAUCCAUCAACCAGUGGAACUGAUAUAUCAACGCACCCACUGCACUACAUACAGUCAGUGAGUGGUACAAGGACCAGUAGUACUACAGUAACCUCUACUGAGGAAUGUCUUUCUUUCUUAGAGUCUCAGCUGUUUAGAAGUUCUUGUCUUCAAUCAUCAGUCGAAUACGAGUCCUUGUUAAAGAGAUAUGUCACUUAUCUGGUGAACCAGUCCCUCAGUGAAAGGCUGAGAGAAGUGUUCAUGAUGUUAGUAUCUUGUUGUAAUCACACUGGACAGGGUCUAGUACCAGCAUCAGUGGUAAAUGGACCCACUCUUAAUCAACUGCUAUCAAUAAUAGCUACCAACACUAACCUACAGAGACUAUAUGCAGAACUUAAACUUGUUUUUGAUAGUAUCAAUUAAUUUUAACGAUACUUUUAAAUGUCAAUUUAAUUAAUAGAUGAAGCUAUUUUCA